UUGGAUCGUUGCCACCAAUUACCAUAGAAACCACUACACAAACCACGCGUCCUCACUAUAAAUAGCUUCAUUAGUUCAGUAGCGGCUGGUGGGUAUUUUCACUGAGGAGUUUCCUUCUAGUUUUUGAAACAGAUUGUUGUAGUUCAGUUUUAUAGGCAGGAUGACUAAUGAGCGAAAGUAUCACACCCCGGUGAAAAUUGGAAACUGGAACGAGGACCUGCGCCUUGAAGAGGAUGCCAAGAAAGAAUAUCUGGAGAAAAAGGAAAGGGGCGAGCUUACGGCCCAAAAAGUAGACUUGCUGAAACGGAAAAUUUUGAGACCGGUGGAUCUCUCUGUCGCAAAUGAUGGACGAUUGCACUUUGGGGAUGUUGUGAUGUUGGUGAACAUGGGAGGAGGAAACAGGGGUCGCAGUGCGGUGUGCAUCAACGCAGACAUCAACAGUUUGAUAAAGAGCCCGUCGCCGAGCAUCCGGGCCCCAUGUGGACUCAGUGCAGGAGGAGGUAUCCAGGCCUGCACACGCACUGCCUUCAUCAUUACCAGUGUAGAUGGCAGUCCCGAAGGAUCGACUCUGCUCUUUGAGCAAAGUUUUGCCCUGAAAACGACAAGUGGCUUUGCCAGCGGACUUUACCUGACGAGUGAUCUCAAAAGUUUUCAAAAGUGUGCGAAGAAGUCUCGCCUACAAGAGGUGGACUUGGUUGACAACGCUUCCUUUCUCUCAUGGUGGAAAAUAGUGCACUUUGACCCCCAGGAGAGGCUCGAAUAUGAGGGUCAGCCUGUCCCUGCUAAUGUGAAGGUUCUGAUCAUACACUGCAAGACAAACAAGGCUCUUGCUGUUCUGGGUGAUCACAUCCUUUGGACCACAUAUGGCAAAGAGUAUGAGGUGGUGGCUCACACCUUCUUGGACUCCCACAAAGCUGAACAGGACGAAAACCACUGGGUAGUGUGCACCUCGGACCCUGCAGGAGGUGGGCUUGUACUUCUCAACCACCCAGAGUCGGCGGCUCAAAAUAAUGAGCCCGCACAGGACAAACCAGACCAAAUAUAACACAAUCCACU
This is a messenger RNA of Scophthalmus maximus (turbot), 1056 nucleotides long. RefSeq names its product cilia and flagella associated protein 161 (gene cfap161). The record is from RefSeq and is a predicted model, not a curated record. Bases 161 to 1045 code for a protein of 294 amino acids. Gene Ontology annotation, cellular component: motile cilium. Lineage: Eukaryota; Metazoa; Chordata; Actinopteri; Pleuronectiformes; Scophthalmidae. Gene Ontology annotation, biological process: cilium assembly. The transcript has 9 exons.